CAUCAGGACGAUGACCAGGGACUGCCAAAUUUGUGCCGAGUGCAAACCGCACUUCUACUGUCCUGACACGGCACAACUUGUCAAGGCCACCCGCCCUUUUGAACGCCUGAGUGUUGACUUUAAGGGCCCCCUUCCCUCCACUGACAGCAAUGUCUAUUUUCUCAGUGUUAUUGACGAGUUCUCACGGUUCCCCUUUGCCAUCCCCUGCCCCGACACCACUGCCACGUCCGUCAUAAAAGCCCUGCGCCAGCUCUUCACUCUGUUCGGGUAUCCCUGCUAUAUCCACAGUGAUAGAGGGUCCUCCUUUAUGAGUGAGGAGCUGCGCCAGUACUUGCUAGCUAGGGGCAUUGCUACCAGUCGGACCACGAGUUAUAAUCCCCGGGGUAAUGGCCAGGUAGAGCGGGAGAAUGCCACAGUGUGGAAGGCCACACUUUUAGCCCUUAAGUCCAAAGGGUUGCCGGUCUCUCGAUGGCAGGAGGUCCUCCCUGAGGCACUGCACUCUAUCCGCUCUCUGUUAUGUACGUCCACCAAUGCCACCCCUCACGAACGCCUAUUCUCUUUUCCCAGGAAGUCUGUCACUGGGACCACCCUACCAGUUUGGCUGACGUCCCCGGGGCCAGUGCUGCUCCGGAAACAUGUGAGGAGCAAUAAAUACUCCCCGCUGGUGGAGAGGGUUCACCUUCUCCAUGCGAACCCCCAGUAUGCUUACGUGGUCUUACCUGAUGGGCGGGAGGACACGGUCUCCAUCCGCGACCUGGCACCCGCAGGUGCAGCAGACCACUACCCUGAAGGCUCUCCGGUAACUGUGAACCCUGCACCAGAGGUGACACCGUACUCACCAGGCCCUACACAGACUCCUCACGACACUUGUAUACCGGGCGUUUCGUACACAUUUAUACCAGGCGCCUCGCACAUGCAUGAGGGAUCACUGGCGCCUAGUGGGCAAGAACACGCGCAACCCCCGUCCCCUGUGCAAUCGCCAAUGUUGCCGGCACCUAUGCGGUCACAGCCGGUGCUACGUAGAUCGCAGCGACAGAUUCGACCGCCUGAUCGGCUUGACUUGUAAGAACCUUCGCUACAUGAGGACUUUUUCAAACGAAGGGGGGGUGAAUGUGGUGAACUAUGUGCCUGUCGGGACACGCCCCUGCUGACUGCUCCUGUGGCUCCUCCCACAGGCCCCCUGUAUAAAGGAGACCUGCGGCCUGAAGAUCGG
Molecule: messenger RNA, 1213 nt
Organism: Hypanus sabinus (Atlantic stingray)
Lineage: Eukaryota; Metazoa; Chordata; Chondrichthyes; Myliobatiformes; Dasyatidae
Exons: 1
Coding region: 11-1066 (351 amino acids)
Biological process (GO): DNA integration
Molecular function (GO): nucleic acid binding
Source: RefSeq, a predicted model, not a curated record